This is a messenger RNA of Candidula unifasciata, 672 nucleotides long. NCBI's taxonomy places the organism in Eukaryota, Metazoa, Mollusca, Gastropoda, Stylommatophora, Geomitridae. The record is from the annotation of a GenBank genome assembly.
AUGCAUUUGAUCGCGCUCUGUACUUUGUCCUUGCUGGUGGCACUUGGGUCUUGCAACAAGAACUACACAGUAACAUCAUUAGUGGAACUAGACAUCGAAGUGAAGAAUUACAAUGGUAAAGGCGAUGACCUGAACGGCAAAGUGGUCAUUGGAUUGUUUGGGGAUACAGUGCCGGUUGCCACCCUCAACUUCAAGACACUGUGUGAGGGUUUUAAGAGACCAAAUCAACCAACACUCAGUUACAAGAACACCAUCUGUCAUCGAAUCAGCCGAGACAUGUUCCUUCAGUGCGGAGACGUGUUCAACAAAGAAGGUUAUGGCAGCACCAGUAUCUAUGGCGAAUACUUUAACGACGAGAAUUUCAUUAUCAAGCACACCAGCGGGGGUAUCGUUACUAUGGCAAACAAGGGUAAGGACACCAACGGCUCUCAUUUCAUCAUUCUCCUGGGACCCGGCAGAUACUUCGACAACAAACACGUCGCUUUUGGCAAAGUCGUCAGUGGUUAUCAAUACAUCGAAGCUCUCAAUCGCAUUGGUCCUGUAGACAGAAGUGGCAAACCCAAAAGAACCAUCAAGAUCGUUGACUGCACAGCCAAGGAAGUUGAACAAAAGUACGAGCUGACAGAAAAAGACCUCAAGACGGAUGACUUGGAAGGAAUUGUUGGUCAUUAA